Molecule: messenger RNA, 1408 nt
Organism: Nicotiana attenuata
Lineage: Eukaryota; Viridiplantae; Streptophyta; Magnoliopsida; Solanales; Solanaceae
Product: dof zinc finger protein DOF2.5-like
Exons: 3
Coding region: 279-1106 (275 amino acids)
Biological process (GO): regulation of DNA-templated transcription
Molecular function (GO): DNA binding; DNA-binding transcription factor activity
Source: RefSeq, a predicted model, not a curated record
CAAAAGUUCAGGUCCAAUAUAACGUAACACACAUAAAGUUGUCAAGUGUAGUCAAAACAAACACAUAUCCCCCUUAUCUUUUUCUUUUCCAUCAUCUGGAAAAGUAAAUUAAAGCUACCUAAACCAUUAAAGCCAACACACAAACAACUCAACAAAAACAUCCUUUCUUUCUUCCACUAAAGACAGCUGCAGACAAAUUAAAAGCAGGUGAAAUUUUCUCCAUCUUGAGGACAUCAGCUGCUUUUUCCUCUGAACCUUUUUAGUUUUUUUUCGGAUUUAUGGAGACUACUCAAUGGACUCAGGAUAUUGGGAUAGUGAAAUCCAUGGCAGCAGAAAUAGCUGCUCCUAAUGUUACGGUGGAAAAGAAAGUGAGGCCAGUUAAGGAUCAAGCAAUAAAUUGUCCAAGAUGUAAUUCAACAAAUACAAAGUUUUGUUACUACAACAACUACAGUUUGACUCAACCAAGAUACUUUUGCAAGACUUGUAGAAGGUAUUGGACUGAAGGUGGAACUCUGAGGAAUGUUCCAGUUGGAGGUGGUUCAAGAAAAAACAACAAAAGGUCAUCCUCCUCCUCUUCUUCUUCUUUAUCGCAAAAGCUUCCCGAUCUGAACCCUAAUCCGAGUUUUUCUCCCCAAAACCCUAAUAAUAAGAUUAUUGCUGGAAAUAGCUGCCAAGAUCUUAACCCCGGGUUCCAAACUGUGUCACACGAUCAUCAUCAGUUCCAUGGUGUGCCUCAGUUUCUUGAAUUACCAAAGAUGGAUAGCAGCAAUAAUGGUAACAAUCAUCUAGGUAGUACACCAAUAUCAGCUUUGGAGCUGCUUAGGAGUGGAAUAGCCUCAAGAGGGUUUACUUCAUUCAUCUCGUCGCCAGCACCACCAGAUUUGAAUACUUUAUACACAUUAGGGUUUCCAUUUCAAGAAUUAAAGCCUAGUGCUGGUAGUAAUGAUCAUGCAGCAGCUGCCUUAAGUUAUUCAAGUGGGGUUCAAGAAAAUGGAGGUGCAAGAAUAAUGUUCCCUCUAGGAGCUGAUCAUCAUCAUCAGAGUAAGGGACAGGAGAAUUCAACUGCUGGAUUUUGGAAUGGAAUGUUAGGUGGAGGAUCCUGGUAAAGUAUUAAGGGAAAGCUAAUGUGCAGAAAUCUCACUUUUAAAUGUUUUUCUUUUUCUUUUUUGGGGGUGUCUUUGUUCUUUCUUUUCACAUGCUUUUGUUACUAUAAUUUGUUUGGUGAUGUUUAGAACUAAGUACUAACAUAGAAGACAUCUAGUUCUGGUGCUAUUUUUCUUAAUUUGCUCUACGAUUACUUUGAGAUUAGGGAAGCUAGCUUGAUUAAAGUCAGCUUCUAGGGUUUCUGUACUAGUACUACUAUAUAUGAUCAUAAUUAACCAUCUUAAUCACCGCCUAUUUUUUAGCU